AUGGAUGUUAUGAUGGUCUGGAAGGUUUUCCCUCUAGUCUACGUCGUCAUCGGAACUUUGGGCAACCUCUUCGUCAUGAUAAUUUUCUUGAGGAAUAAAGAUUUGCGUCGUUCACCCAAUACAAUAAUCAUGUUCUUCACUUCACUCAUAGACAUCGUCCUUCUUUAUGUGUCAUUGCUGUGGAAAUGGUACAGUUAUUCGGAUUAUCCAAAUGAAAAAAAAGUCGGCGCUGUCUUGUGCAAAUUUCGCCAAUGGAUUGCCGUCUCGUUCGGCAUGAUGGAACCAUGGUUUUUGAUAGUUGUUACGUUCCAGCGGACUUGGUUGAUAUAUCGUCCACUCAGCAGUCUCGGUCAGACGAAAAGCCAGCGAAGAUCAAUUCUGCAAGUGGUAGGUUUUAUGAUAUUCAUUCUUCUCUUAAAUUCCCACCUCUUGUACGAUUCAGACAAAGGCAAUCAAAUGAACAUUAAGCGUUUCAUCUGCUGUGACCUUAAUUCGCCCUAUCUUCCAAUUUAUAUUGAGUGGCUGAAAAUACAGGCGGUCAGCACGUUUAUUCUACCAACGUUUCUAAUCUUGAUUUUGGACGUAAGCCUUUUGUAUCGGUUAGGAUUCUUUUGCUGCGCGUCCAGCGCUAAAUAUCGCCGGGGGAAUAACAACCCCAAUUCUGUGGCGGCUAGUGCAACACGCAAUUUGACGCUUAUAUUCGCUAUAAAUAUAGUUUAUUUGGUCACAUCUAUUCCUACAGCAAUCUUUAGUAUUUCUGGUUCGCAAGAUUUAGAUUUCAACAUCGUUUGCAAUAUACUACUCUACAUUCGCAAUACGUUCGGCUUCCUUACAUAUCUAACCAACAGUCUCUUUCGGAAGACAGUUUCGUCAAUGUUUAGCAAAAGAUUUAGCGUCUGCUGUCGAAGGAACUCAAACAAUACGAUCACUCCCGAAAACGGUACAAUAUGA
Messenger RNA from Octopus sinensis (East Asian common octopus), 951 nucleotides. RefSeq names its product neuropeptide CCHamide-2 receptor-like. Bases 1 to 951 code for a protein of 316 amino acids. Gene Ontology annotation, cellular component: plasma membrane. The transcript has a single exon. Gene Ontology annotation, molecular function: G protein-coupled receptor activity. Lineage: Eukaryota; Metazoa; Mollusca; Cephalopoda; Octopoda; Octopodidae. Gene Ontology annotation, biological process: G protein-coupled receptor signaling pathway. The record is from RefSeq and is a predicted model, not a curated record.